ACUGUGGCUCUUUUGUUCAUUCAGGGGGGCUGCAAAGCUAUUUUCUUGCUUGACUGGAGAUGGAAGUACCAGGAGCAACUUCCACACAAGGCUCAGUACGUGGACCGCUUUAGCAUGAUCUCAAAAGAGCUUUUUACGUAAUUACUUUGUUGCAUCUGAGGCUAGUGGCUACUCAUUUCCAAUUAACUGGUUGCCUGAAAGCCCAGGAUGGCGGCGCUGGAUUGGGAGAGCUGGUGGAAGUCGCCCAAUCUUUGGGCCUGGGCGGGGCAUCACCGUGGAGAAGCACAGGGUCGGAGAAGAUCUGGAGAUGAGGGAUACAGGGAGUACCCGAAGAACCAGGCCGAGGCCCGGGUCCGGGGUUCGAGGCCGCGAAGCUGCAUAGAGGGGGCUGUAGGGGAGCUGGAAGGGUGGCUACAGCCCCCGGGGAGGAGGAACAGCACCUCUCCUCAAAGUGCCGGGCAGUUCCUCUCUGAAAAAACCGUGUCUGUCCUGGAUUUGGCACCCAACUCGGCAGGUGCCUGGAGAGGCACGAGCCGCCGGCCACCCAGCCCAUGUGACACCCCCCAAGGUGACACAGAGUUCCUAUCGGCUAGGUGGCAGCGCCGAAAUACGGAGCCCUUAGGGUGCUGGGAGACCGCCCGCGUAAAGGAUCUCCCCAGCCGCCAGACGGCCAGGUCCUGCUCUAUGACCCCCAUUAAAAGCGACUGGCUACCCAGCCAGAAGAGGGCGGCAGUGUGCAGUAUCCCCGGCCGCCCCACCCCUACCGAGGAGCCGCGCUGCUGGGCCGCAUUGAAUCCUAACACUUCCUCUGGAUUCCCUCAAGCUCUCCCAAGAAAGCAUGGUUUCCGACAUACAGGUGAAGAGAUGGUGGGAUCGCAUCCCCGGUGGCGCGGGCCGGCCACUGCGCCGGGUCUGGCUGCAGUCCGAACCGACCAGGUAUGGGAGGGGAGCCCCGCUUCAGCGGGGAGUCAUUUUCAACUAGGCCUGGAGGGUCAGCUGAAGGAGCGGCAGGGAAUUUGGCAGGGCGCCCCCCUGAGGGCGGGUGAGGCAGUGCUCUCAGAUGGCUACUCUCUCCGUGGAAUGGCUAGCGCACCUGGGCACUCAGCCGUUGUAGUGCCACCUGCUGUCGGCGCUGCGAAUCGCCCCAAGUCAAGGUCAGGUUUCUCCUCAAUCACGAUCGCCUCUCGGAAGGUGCCCCUUUCAACUGGCACCCCGGGCACAAGCCAGCCCAUCAUGUCUGGAAGGUCCACCCCCACCGGACCGCCAUCCGACACCCCCGUGGACCCCUCCAGGCCACCGGUCACCCGUCAGAGAAAGGCGACUAUCAUCAAGGUGACAGGUCGCAGGCAAAGCCUCCCUGCGGGGCAGCCGCUCGCUGCCAUGCGUCCGCCCGCAUUCCGGCACAGCCACGCCGGGUGGGGAGAUGAACAAAACGACUCGUCACCCUGGCAUGGUGUUUGGGCCGGUGCCCCCCCAGAGGCGUUGGUACCCCCUGCCCACCCCACCCUGUUCCUGAGUAACCCAGACGUCUCACAGGAGGGCAAACCGACGGUACACAGGUCUACCUUAUCCCUUUACCUAAAGAGCCCUAUUGGUAGAGGGUCAGCCCUGGAAGGGAAGGAGAUGGAGGCCUCAGUCCGGCCCAGGAGACCCCUGAGCUUUGCCGGGGGGCUCGGACUCAGCGGCAGUGACCCGUAUGAGGCAGAAAUGCUGCAUCCGAGGCGAGGCAGCCUUCAGCUUCCUGCGCAUGGCGGGACAGGCCGCAGCUUGAACACACUCGCUUCUGCGGCGGGACUGUCAUGCAGCGCGGCGGCCUGCACUUCCAUGCAACCCCACAGCUCUGCUGAAAAGGCUCUCGCUGAUGCCCGAGAUCGUGGCGCAUACCAGAGUCCAGAUGUCGCCUUGAGUGCCGCCAUGGUUAUAGCUAACAUAAAACGGCAGAGUCGGCUGAGGAAGAUGGUAGCUGGUGCCCAGGCCGAGGGCUCGGAGGCGACCCCCCGCACCACCUGCACUCUGGGUCUGGGGUUCCCUGGCGCAGACCACUCUGGAUCCCGCCCAGAAGUGGAAGAUGCUGGGAGUGACCGGACGACCGGGGAGGUGCUUGUUCCACCCCACCCUGAGCUGCGGGACAGCCGUCAGAAAGACCUCACCCUGCAAGAGGCCCUGCAGCGCUUCCGGCCCGAUUUCAUUCGUCGCUCCCGUAUCCGGCAGAAGGAGCUGGAGCAGCGUGUCAUGGAGAGACGGGCUCAGCGAAGUCCAGAUCCCGCUUCGACCUUGGGCCGCGGUGACGCCAGACCCAGUGCGCUCCGCGGCAACCCUCGGAAGCCCCAGCAAGGAGCCAUCGGGGGCGAGAAGGUGCUUCAUUCGUGCAGAAGACGCCCGUCUGAAACGAAGAAGAAGGGAGAGGAAGCGGAAAAAAAGAGAGUGAUGACGCAGACCAACAGGAUGAGGGCAGAGAUUUUUAAAAAGAAGUUACUGGAUCAGAUUCUUCGGAGGAAGAGUGACUGAAAGGUCCUGGAGACGGACUGCUGCUACGGACACCCUCCCCAAAGAGCUGAUUCAGCUCUGCCCCCACCACCACCACCCCCUGCUCAGAUCAAACCGGUUUCACCUGCAAGCCAUUCAGGAUUCCCUUUGAAAACCCAGCCCCUUAAGAUGCGGUCCAUUCACGCGGCUGUCGGCCAGCCGCAGCUCCUCGAUCGCUUGUACCUCUUAAGGAGCCAUUUCGUGUGAUUAGGGGUGAGACGCCGGUAGGCGCGUGCAAAGGGAGACGCACUCAGGAGGGGACAUUAAAGGCCCGCAUGGAGCUAAUGACACUUUAUCAGCCAAUCCCAUCACUCCCUUUGUGUCGCCGCUCGCUUGCUGUAGCCUUUAGCAUCAUGCGGACUCUGGCUUUAGAUACAGGCAGAUCAAGGGGAGUUUUAAGGGAGCGCGACCACAGAGAAGGAUCAGACCAGCUCGCCAAUGUCCCCAAAGUCUAUCGUGCUGCCAGCAGCUCUGCAAGCCCAAUGAUGGCACCUUAUUGUAAUGCUAUGUGAUAGUUAGUAGUUAGGGGUGACAUGGUGGUGCAGUGGUUGGCCCUGUUGCCUUGCACCUGCUGAGGCCAGGGUUCGAGGCUUGGCUACGGGUCCGCAUUUUUUGGAGUUUGCAUGUUCUCCCUAUAUCAUCAUGCGGUUUCCUCUGGGUAUUCCACUCCUCCUCCCCCCCCCGUCCCGCCCACACACUCAAAUAAACAUGCUGAGGCUAGUGGAGUUACCAAAUUGCCCGUAGGUGUGAGUCAAUGGUAUGUGAGUUUGUCCUGCGAUGGGUUGGUGCCCCAUCCUGGGUUGGUCCCUCUCUUGCAGGGAACCCUGCAUAGGUCAAGCGGUUACAGAAAAUGCAUGGAUGGACAGCUUGUACUUGUUCCUGUUGCCCUGCAAGGAGCACAUUGCACUAAUAAUGUAAAGGUCGUGGGGUCGAGUCCAGCAGAGCACACAUAAAAUUUGACCCUUCCUUCAACUGUAAGUUACUCUGGAUGAAGGGGUUGGACGAAUGCAAUUUAAAACGUCUGGCUUAUCAGUGCUGUGUUACAACACCGUGAUUUCGUAAUGGCAAGGAAUGUAACCAACUUGGGUUCAGCCAGAUUAGAACGGUUGGGUUUCUAGGCUCUGCAAAGCGAGGAUCUUCUUGAUAUUUAUAAGGAUGAUGAAAUAAGUCAAUAUACACAAAUAUCUGGUAGAAAUCCGCUCCACGUUGCAUAGCGCUUUUGUGCAAUGCUUCAUACUGUUCAAAGAUUACUUCCUAAUGUUGAUCUUAUAAGAGCGUAGCAUGUCAACAGACUUACGCAAAAAAAACGUGGUCUUUUCAGAUGUAUCUGUAUUAAAGUUUGUUUUGACAGAUCUCUGGUUGCAGAUUCCUGUGCCGGACUGGCAUGCCAGCUAAGGAGUCCCCAGCCUCAUGCCCUGUAUAUCCUGGGCUUAGGGGUUCUGAA
This is a messenger RNA of Brienomyrus brachyistius, 3970 nucleotides long. RefSeq names its product chromosome 20 C10orf90 homolog (gene c20h10orf90). Gene Ontology annotation, cellular component: centriole; cytosol; centrosome. The record is from RefSeq and is a predicted model, not a curated record. The transcript has 11 exons. Gene Ontology annotation, biological process: regulation of centriole replication. The coding region runs from base 208 to 2508 and encodes 766 amino acids. NCBI's taxonomy places the organism in Eukaryota, Metazoa, Chordata, Actinopteri, Osteoglossiformes, Mormyridae.